This is a messenger RNA of Acanthochromis polyacanthus (spiny chromis), 1861 nucleotides long. RefSeq names its product DnaJ heat shock protein family (Hsp40) member A3a (gene dnaja3a). Gene Ontology annotation, molecular function: heat shock protein binding; protein kinase binding; ATP binding. The record is from RefSeq and is a predicted model, not a curated record. Gene Ontology annotation, biological process: mitochondrion organization; protein folding; response to heat. Gene Ontology annotation, cellular component: mitochondrion. Lineage: Eukaryota; Metazoa; Chordata; Actinopteri; Pomacentridae.
CAGACAUGCGCAGUGAGUGAGAAGCAAGGACCAGUGAAGGCAUGAUGGCGUCCUCAGCUGCUCGCUGCUCCUCACGCUGGAUCUCCGCCGCCGUGUCCGCGGGACGCCGGAGGGCCGCCGGGGCUGCUGUCUGCUGCCGCCCUGGAGCCGUCCGGAGCCUCUCUACCCCAGGAGGAGACAAACUGUGCCGUGGAGGGAUCGUGGUGUGCGGCGGAGCGGGGAAAGCGGUGACAUUGAGAGGGCUGUCAGGCCUCAGAUCUCCUCAGGCCGUCUACUCGCUGUCCUUCCACACCAGCGCCGCCUCCAGCAGCAAGCAGGACUUCUACCAGAUCCUCGGGGUUCCUCGCUCCGCCACCCAGAAGGAGAUCAAGAAGGCCUACUACCAGAUGGCUAAGAAGUACCACCCUGACACCAACAAAGACGACCCACAAGCAAAGGAGAAGUUUGCUCAGCUGGCUGAAGCGUAUGAGGUCCUCGGGGAUGUCAAGAGGAAGCAGUACGACACCUACGGCUCGGCCGGCUUCGAUGGCGGUCAGGCCGGAGGAGGACAGCGGUACUGGAGCGGACAGACCAGCAGCGUGGACCCAGAGGAGCUGUUCCGCAAGAUCUUUGGAGAGUUCUCUGGAGGUCGUGGCUUUGGAGACUUCAACGCCAUAUUUGAUCAGCCACAGGAGUACAUCAUGGAGCUGACCUUCACCCAGGCAGCCAAGGGCGUCAACAAAGAGGUCUCCAUCAGCAUGGAGGCAUCCUGCCAGCGCUGCGACGGGAAAGGCCACGAGCCGGGCACCAAGGUGCAGCACUGCCACCACUGCAACGGCUCCGGCAUGGAGACGGUGAACACGGGACCGUUCGUGAUGCGCUCCACGUGUCGGCGCUGCGGCGGUAAAGGAUCCGUGAUCUCCACUCCAUGUAGCUCGUGCCGUGGAACCGGACAGACCAAGCAGAGGAAGAACGUCAUGGUUCCUGUUCCUGCAGGAGUGGAGGAUGGUCAGACGGUCAGAAUGCCCGUUGGAAAGAAGGAGAUCUUCAUCACGUUCAGGGUCCAGAAGAGCUCCGUGUUCAGGAGGGACGGCGCCGACAUCCACUCUGACCUCCAUGUCUCUGUGGGACAGGCCAUCCUGGGCGGGACCGCCAGAGCCCAGGGCCUCUACGAAACCCUCAACCUGUCUAUUCCUGCAGGCAUCCAGACGGACCAGAAGAUCCGUCUGACGGGGAAAGGAAUCGCUCGGGUCAGCGGGUACGGCUUUGGAGAUCACUACGUCCACGUCAAAAUAAAGAUACCAAAGACGCUGACAGACCGACAGAGAUCUCUGCUGAUGAGCUACGCUGAGGACGAGACGGACGUGGAGGGGACGGUGAACGGCGUGACGGCCACCAGCUCAGGUAAAAGAUCAUCCUGGAACUGAGACUGAGUCAGAGGACAAAGAAAGAAAGGAGGAGCAGUGGGUUCUGGAUGGAUCCUGAAGGUUGUGGUUGGAUCCUGAAGGUUCUGGAUGGAUCUUUACAGACUGAUCUGCCGUUCUGUCCACAACCAGAGGAUCUUCCUGCUCCAGCUCCACUGAGACUGAUUUGUGCUGCAGGCAGAGCGCUGAUGGAGAACCACAGAUGAACUCCUUCAAUGACUCCUGGUUCAGUCUCGAGUUUUACUGAAGGUUCAGUCAUCUCCUUAUUAAUCCUCCAGGUCUGUUUCCAUGUUUAACGUUCAGUUUGCAGCCGUUUCUUUACUAAACUGUCUGUGAACUUUCUGUGCUGUUUAAUCCAGAAUCAUGCGUGUCCAUGGACAGGUCAUACGUGAUCCAUGCAUCAUAUAGAAGACAGAUGUUGUACAGCUGUAAUAAAGCUCUGAGAGGAGAAACUGAAA